Penicillium verhagenii is the source of this 996-nucleotide messenger RNA. Its product is annotated as AMMECR1 domain-containing protein. The coding region runs from base 1 to 996 and encodes 331 amino acids. Lineage: Eukaryota; Fungi; Ascomycota; Eurotiomycetes; Eurotiales; Aspergillaceae. The transcript has 2 exons. The record is from RefSeq and is a predicted model, not a curated record.
AUGGCGAACGUAUCCCAGUGCUACUAUUGCUUCGAAAGCCUCUCUUCUGCCUUCGAAAACCGCGACCUUGUCAGUCUCACAACCGUAGAAGCCCUCUGGGAACAGCACGAACAAACCAAAAAGCUUUCAAGCCUCGGAUCCCGAGUCCAGGGGUUAGACUCGGAUGCGGAAGAAGAAGACGAAGAAACAGGUCCGCCACUGUCUGUAAAUGACGAGUCUCAGCCAAGUAACCAGCCCAAGGGUUUAAAACCCCCCGCUGUCAGCCGCCUGCAGAGUCAGGCAUCCUCUGACUCGUCCACUCCAUCGAGUGCGUCCAGUGCCUCGUCCAACUCGCUUCUCUCUAACUCGACCGCCGCGACAACUCCGAGCGCCCAGCCUGGGAACCUGGGGUUGCAGUCCAAGUCUGAUCAGAAAUACCCGUUAUUCGUAACGUGGAACACACUGUCCCGUAGUGGAAGUAAGUCACUGCGCGGAUGCAUAGGCACCUUUGAAGCGCAGGAUCUUGAGGCGGGCUUGAAAUCCUACGCUACAACAUCGGCGUUUGAUGAUACUCGAUUCUCUCCAAUAACCAAAUCUCUUCUUCCCGCUUUAUCAUGCUCACUGACCCUCCUGGGCUCAUUCGAGCCCUGCACCAACCCCUUGGAUUGGAAUCUAGGCACACAUGGGCUGCGAAUCUCGUUCGUCAACCGUGGCAGACGCUAUGGAGCCACUUAUUUGCCCGAUGUCGCUGUUGAACAAGGCUGGUCAAAAGAGGAGACGGUCGAGAGCCUGAUGCGCAAAGCUGGCUGGGACGGUGGAAGUGGCAGUAUGGCCCGCCGACUGCUGCGAGUUGGGAGUGGAGAUAUUGGAUCUUUGAGCCCCUGGGAUCAAGUUUCUGAUUUCAAAACAAUCAGGUAUCAAGGACACAAGGCGAGCGCAUCCUACAAGGAGUGGCAGGAAUGGAGAAGCUGGGUCUUCUCUUUAGACGAUGGCCGUGAUCUUCUGGGCUUGACUUGA